Messenger RNA from Scheffersomyces stipitis CBS 6054, 1332 nucleotides. Its product is annotated as proteasome regulatory particle lid subunit. The record is from RefSeq and is a predicted model, not a curated record. Gene Ontology annotation, cellular component: proteasome regulatory particle, lid subcomplex; nucleus; cytosol. NCBI's taxonomy places the organism in Eukaryota, Fungi, Ascomycota, Pichiomycetes, Serinales, Debaryomycetaceae. Gene Ontology annotation, molecular function: structural molecule activity. The coding region runs from base 33 to 1274 and encodes 413 amino acids. The transcript has a single exon. Gene Ontology annotation, biological process: ubiquitin-dependent protein catabolic process.
CUAAUUCAUCAUACUCAUAUUCCUCUGUAAGAAUGUCAGCUAUGGAUUUGGACAACGACGUGUCAACAGUCUUAGCCACGAUCAGGCUGGAAACAGAAUCGUCAGACUUGAUGGCCAUUCUCUACCAAUUGGAAGACUACUACGAAAGAAAGUUGUGGCACCAAUUGACCCUUACUUUGGACGAUUUCUACUACACAAACAGACCGGAAGUGACCCCUGACUUGAAGUACAAAAUCUAUCAUUUGUUUAUCACCCAAUUCGCUUCCAAAUUGAAUCCAAUCAAAGUGGUCGACUUCUUGUUGGAAUCGUUUGACAACAGCCCCCAGAAUACUUUGGAUAGUUUGUUGCAAUUGAAGCAGCAAUUUAUUUCAAAUCUCAAGAAGGAACACAACAUCAAAAACGACGACGACGACGAAUUCAAGUCGUUGGUUGCACGUGACGAAUCGGUCAUAUAUGUCAACCUCCAGAUUUCUCGUCACUACUUAUUGUUGGACGACUUGCACAAUUCAGAAGAGAUAUUGAGCACAUUGAAUGCCAAGUUCGACUCGGCUGACAGCAUCUCCAACUUUGAGAACCCCAAGAUCAACGCUGCAUACUACUUGACCCAGUGUGAACUCUAUCGUAAAACUGAAAAAUACAACUUGUACUAUUUGAAUGCGUUGUUGUACUUGUCAUCUGUAGAAAACAACUUGCCCGAAGAAGACAAGGUCAAAUUGUGUUACGAGCUUGGAAUUGCAGCCUUGUUAGGCGACAAGAUCUACAACUUCGGUGAGUUGAUUUUGCACGACAUUCUCGAUGUCAUUAAAGACGAAUCUAGUCCUUACAACUGGCUCUACCACUUGAUCCAGAACUUGAAUUCCGGAAACUUGAAGGAAUUCAACAAGUGGUAUGCCAUUGCUCUUCAGAAAUCUCCAUUCUUGAACAAGUUCGAUUUGUUCUUAAAGCAGAAGAUCAUCAUCAUGUCGUUGUUGGAGCUCAUUUCUUUGAAGCCAACCACCGACAAGAACUUGAGUUUCCAGGAGAUCUCCGAGUUCACCGGCACACCUGUAAACGAUGUGGAACACUUGAUCAUCAAAUGCUUUUCGCUCGACUUGAUCAAGGGCUACAUCAACCAGAUCGACGAAGUGCUUGUCGUGACGUGGUUGCAGCCUAGAAUCUUAAACUUAGACCAGGUUCAGGUGUUACAUAAUCAUUUGCUCAGCUGGAACGGCCAACUAGACCAGUUGUCUAAGGACAUCUACAAGAAUGGCGGUACAAUCUGGGCAGGCAUAUAGGAGAUGGUAGAUUAGACUAAUGCAACUAAAAUGAAUACUAUGUAUAAAUGAUAUCUUU